Anastrepha obliqua is the source of this 2330-nucleotide messenger RNA. Its product is annotated as zinc finger protein GLIS2 homolog. The record is from RefSeq and is a predicted model, not a curated record. NCBI's taxonomy places the organism in Eukaryota, Metazoa, Arthropoda, Insecta, Diptera, Tephritidae. Gene Ontology annotation, biological process: smoothened signaling pathway; regulation of transcription by RNA polymerase II. The coding region runs from base 660 to 2054 and encodes 464 amino acids. Gene Ontology annotation, cellular component: nucleus. The transcript has 2 exons. Gene Ontology annotation, molecular function: RNA polymerase II cis-regulatory region sequence-specific DNA binding; DNA-binding transcription factor activity, RNA polymerase II-specific.
CCAAUGUACAGCAGAUGACAACAACAAUGCCAACAGUGACAAAGAUGCCAACUUAUUUACUCUUGGCCUCACGUAGCGCGAUAAUAAGCAAAAGCGACCGCACAUGCGUAUUCAUACACGAGCUUGCACAGUUAAAUUUGGGUUUAUGUACAUGGGCAGCCGCCGAUAAGCAGAUAAGAUCGACCCACCAUUCGAUGCGUGAACAGGUGAAUUAGUUUUGAAAGGAAUGCGAUGGCAAGUGCGUGUAAUCAGCUGCCUUUCCCGCAAUGUUUUCGCAUAAGAGUUCCCGUUAAGAAUAGCCAUUCACCCCACCCUAUUGAAUGUCUGCCUGAUAGCCAUAGUGCUAGCCUCUCGCCACUCGCGCUCCCCCGCUGGCCUGUCUGAUUUAAUAAACGCUCCAUACAUUCUCUACAACUACUCGCCGUUCAGUAUGUAGAAGGUGGCUGAUAAGAUGUAUGAUUCUUAUCGCAUACGCUCGUGCUUACCCAUAUAUGAGAGCAUUCGCUAACAAACGCACUCAGUUGUCGUGAAAUCGCCCCACACAACGGUUCUAAGAGUAUAGUUAAAAGAAAAUCAAAUCAAAUUAGACUCCAAAUCGCAAAAAGUUGAAAACUAAAAUAACUAAAAAAAUAAGCAAAAACUAUAAAACCUGCUACACGAUGGCAGUACAAAAUUCUCAAUUUCCCAGCAGUGGCCUUAACUCUGUCUUCGUGCCAACGAGCGCUUACUACCAGCACCUGAAUGCCGCCUCUGCCGCUCUAGCUGCCUAUGAGGGUUGGACCCAUUUGGACUUUCUGUCGACACAUAUAGCUCACUCGCCGUCCGCGCCACCUGAUGAGACGCUACAAAUGCACCACUUAAGAUUCCCAACACCGCCAAUAACACCACCAUAUAAUAUUAGCGCAUACAAGCUAGCCACCCGUCCACAUACAACGGCCACACGUACGCGAUCGGUCAUAAUGAAAAUUGGGCAGGAUCAAUCGGAUAGUAGUAUGCCACCAACACCAGAUCAUGCCGAUGAUAUUGCUGUGGAUAUUGUUGGAUUGGAUGACGCCGCUGCUAACACUGAAGCGCUGCACCAUGAAACUGGUAUAACGAUGACGACGUCAACCACUAGCAGCGCCAGCUCGACCCCAAAACGCAGUGAAUACGUCUGCGAAUGGAGCGGUUGUGACAGAGAUCACAGCACCCUCGAAGCAUUAGCCGCUCAUGUAACCAAAGUUCAUGCAGUCGCUUCCCCCGUCGAUGGCUUGUACUAUUGCCGUUGGAACGGUUGUACACGCAUGCGCGGCUUCUCUGCCCGCUAUAAGAUGCUCGUACAUGCACGCACCCACACCAAAGAGAAGCCCCAUCAAUGCCAUCUCUGCACAAAAAGUUUCUCUCGAGCAGAAAAUUUAAAGAUUCACAUUCGUUCACAUUCGGGCGAGAAACCAUACCUAUGUACUUAUGAAGGUUGCCAUAAAGCCUAUUCAAAUUCGUCGGAUCGUUUCAAGCACACCCGCACCCAUGCUAUGGAUAAACCGUAUAUGUGUAAAGUGCCCGGUUGCCAGAAACGGUAUACAGACCCAUCAUCGUUGCGCAAACAUGUGAAAACUUUCAAACAUGCUAUACAAUUGAUUGGUACCGCUGCUGUUACACCCAUCAAUAGAGCCAUUAUUGGUGGAGCAGAAACGGCAGCAGCUCCAUCUGCUCUACAGACACAUAGACCCUGCAUAAUUCCAACUCUUACACAGAAUGCCGUAACUGUAGCAGAAAACCACCAUCUGCAUUCUGAUGCCUAUUCAAAAGGUUACAGCGACACGACAAUACCGGUUUGCCAACUCUGCGCACCGCCACCACCGCCACCUCACUACUAUCUACAUGCCAUGGAAGAGGAUAUUUGCAACAUCAAGGCAGCUCAACUCGAUUACUAUUAUGCCACAACAGAUCAUUCUCCGGCCACUAACAGUACUGCAUCCAGCAAUUGCUGCAGUUCCAAUGUACAUGGCGAUCAGAGUACUGGGUUCCCCAUGGAACUAGAAACUCCCCUCGACUUGCGAGUGAAUCGAAGUUGAAAGCGAACAAAUUUGGAUACAAUUCGAAUUAAAAAGCGCUAACUCUAGUCUAGCAGAUUAGUCUGUAAUCAAAUACACACACACACACAUACAUGUGCAUAAAAGAUGGAUUAAGGGAUUCAUGAAAUUACAAUUUUUAAUUCUCCAACAAAUACUGAAUACUGCUCACAUAAUACGAGUACUACCAAUACUGUUGUUUUGUUAUUGCAUGUGUUUUUUUAUCAAGACUGUUUUAUUUUGAAAACAAAAUAAAUUAAAAUAAGAAAUUAAAUGAAG